Molecule: messenger RNA, 1900 nt
Organism: Megalops cyprinoides (Indo-Pacific tarpon)
Lineage: Eukaryota; Metazoa; Chordata; Actinopteri; Elopiformes; Megalopidae
Gene: gnpda1
Product: glucosamine-6-phosphate deaminase 1
Exons: 8
Coding region: 796-1650 (284 amino acids)
Biological process (GO): carbohydrate metabolic process; N-acetylneuraminate catabolic process; D-glucosamine catabolic process
Cellular component (GO): cytoplasm
Molecular function (GO): glucosamine-6-phosphate deaminase activity; identical protein binding
Source: RefSeq, a predicted model, not a curated record
UUCAUCCUGUGGAUGCUGCUUUCAUUUCUGUAUAUGCGCAUUGAGAGUCUUACUCUAGAGUCACUUUGAGAGGAGAAAUUCUGUCAGUGCUCUUUCAUGUUCUUUUUCCUGGUUUUCUAUGUCUUAAUCUUUAUUCAGUGAAAUAAAGAUUCCAGGUUGUGUUUCUUUACAUGUUUAUCUGUACCCAAAAUCUUCAGAAUUGCAAUGAGGACAAGAAGCUUUAUCAAACUUGUAAUGUCAAAGAAAAAAUUUUUUUAGAUGCCUAGCGAAUAUGUCCUGAAGGUGACCUCACCCAUCAUAUGUUAUUACAUGCUUGGCACAGUGAUAAUGUCAUAUGCUGACCUGAGACGUUGAAUGGUAGAAUCACUGAUAAGCCUUAUCUCACUGAUGAGCUUUAGUAUGUAAACGUAAUCGCUAGUAAAACUUACGCAAUGUCGUCUUUACAUUUGUAGCCCUUUCAGUUUAAACAUGCUUUGACACAAAUGGAUACUCCCGUAACUAAGAAGAACAUCCUGUAUAUGGAAAAGUUAAUAAACAAACGCUGAGUCCUCAAACGGUAUCGGAACGUUAUUGUUUGUUCGUCUGAAGAAGUUUCAUUUUCAAGAUGAUGUGACCCUGUUGUCCAACGUCCAACAUUUUACUUCCAACAAAGUCACAGCACUGCCAUUCCUACAUUAGUUCACUAAAUUUUCAACCUUCAUGUGACGCGGACCAUUCUUUAGGGUCGUUAGGAGGACAACUUGACGAAAUAGGAAGACAGUACAACUAUCAGCGGUCUUGCCUGUAUUUAGGAAAAUGAAACUGAUUAUCGUCGAUGAUUACGACAAGGCAAGUGAAUGGGCGGCGAAGUACAUCAGGAACAGAAUCGUUCAAUUUAAUCCAGGUCCCGACAGAUUCUUCACUUUAGGACUCCCCACAGGAAGUACUCCUCUGGGAUGCUACAAGAAACUGAUUGAAUACUUCAGAAAUGGAGAGGUCUCCUUUAAGUAUGUCAAAACCUUCAACAUGGAUGAAUAUGUGGGAAUUCCCAGAGAUCACCCGGAAAGUUACCAUUCCUUCAUGUGGAAUAACUUCUUUAAACACAUUGACAUCCGAGCGGAGAAUGCCCAUAUCCUGGAUGGCAAUGCUGCCAAUCUAGAAGCAGAGUGCCAGGCCUUCGAAGACAAGAUCAAAGCUGCGGGAGGAAUCCAGCUCUUUGUUGGAGGUAUCGGACCUGAUGGGCACAUCGCCUUUAAUGAGCCAGGUUCCAGUCUGGUCUCUCGCACCAGGGUAAAGACGCUAGCUCUGGACACUAUCCUGGCUAACGCCCGCUUCUUUGGUGGUGACCUGGCCAAAGUGCCCACCAUGGCCCUAACAGUGGGGGUGGGCACUGUCAUGGAUGCCAGAGAGGUCUUGAUUCUUAUCACUGGAGCACACAAGGCUUUUGCGCUCUACAAGGCCAUUGAGGAGGGCGUAAACCACAUGUGGACAGUGUCAGCCUUCCAGCAGCACCCGCAGACCGUCUUUGUGUGCGAUGAGGAUGCCACCCUCGAGCUACGUGUGAAAACUGUCAAGUACUUUAAGGGAAUGAUGCAGGUGCACAAUAAAUUGGUGGAGCCCUUGUCUCAAAUGCAGAGCAGCGAAACAGCUGAGAAACCCUACAGUGACUGAGUGCCAAUACAAAGCUGCAUAUUGAUCCCAGAUGUAAAUCAUAUGUCUUAACCAACGGAUGACUUAUAGCUUGUUUUUCCGUCAUUCCAUGUUUUUAAACUUAACAAAUUUAAGGAAUGAUAGGAUACAUUACUGAUUCCACUAAUGCUGCAUUUUAAUGUAUACCUCAAUACAGAUUCAUUAUAGGAAGGUUUUGCAGUUCAUGAAGGAUUACAAAAAUAGCCUAUUUAGAGUAAUGAGACUGUGUCAC